AUGCCAACAGCGACUGCUUCAAGGGAGGACAAGACAGACACGCCGCCCGCUGGCCAGGACCAUGAUGAUGCGGAGAAGUAUCCGACGAGGGACUUCGGGCUCAUCCCAAUUCCACCGCGGCUGCGCUAUCAUCCGGACAAGCCAUUUCACUUUGGCUUGCUCAUGAACAUGUCUUUUGGGUUUGCGAGCACCUUUAUUGUCGCGAAUUUGUACUAUUGCCAGCCUCUGCUGAUUGAGUUCUCCAAGUCGUUUGGUGUCACGUACGAACAGGUUUCACGAAUCCCAACACUCGUCCAGGCAGGCUACGCCAUCGGUCUCGUCCUCAUCUCCCCGCUCGGCGACCUUGUCCGCCGACGCGGCCUGAUCCUCCUCUGUGUCCUCGUCUCCACAUGCCUCACCAUCGGCUGCGCCAUCACCGCCUCCCUCCAAGUCUUUGAGGCCCUAUCCUUCCUUAUCGGUGUGGUCACCGUCGUCCCCCAAAUCCUCAUGCCCCUUGCUGCGGACCUCGCCCCGCCCGAACGCCGCGCCUCCGCGCUCGCCGUCGUCCUCUCGGGGCUCAUGCUCGGCAUCCUCAUCGCGCGCGUGCUCGCCGGCGUCAUCGGCAACUUCACAUCGUGGCGCGUCGUGUACUACACGUCCAUUGGCGUGCAGGGCCUCGUCUUCGGCGGCGCGUAUCUGAUUCUCCCGGACUACCCCGCGAAGAAUGCGGGCAUGUCCUAUUUUGGGAUUUUGUACACGAUGGGUAGAUAUGCUGUUACCGAGCCGCUGCUCAUCCAGGCUGCGCUCAUCAACAUUGCGUCGAGUUCGAUUUUUACGGCGUUUUGGGUUACGCUGACGUUUUUGCUGGGCGGGGACCCGUAUAACUACUCCACCCUCGUCAUCGGUCUCUUUGGCCUCGUCGGCAUGCUCGGUGUCAUGGUCGGGCCCCUCAUGGGCCGGCUCAUUGAUCGCCUCGUGCCGUGGUACAGCGCGCUCGUGGCGACCUGCAUGCUGCUCGUCUUCACCAUGGUGCAGACCGUCGGCGGCGGGAUCAACAUUGCCGCCGUCAUCAUCGCGUGCUUUGGGCUCGACGUGUUUCGCCAGACGCAGCAGGUCUCGCUCUCCACGGCUGUAUUUGGCAUCUCGGCGGCGGCGAGGUCGCGGUUGAACGCGGUGUUGAUUCUCUCGAUCUUCAUCGGGCAGGUGAUGGGCACCUCUGUCGGCACACUCGUGUUCACAAAGUACGGCUGGCGGCCCAUGGCGGGCAUGCUCAUGGCCCUCUGCGGCGCGCAGCUCUUCUUCCUGCUCCUCCGCGGGCCACACGUGCCUAGACACGUGUGGGUCGGAUACCGGGGUGGGCUCGAGGCGCGCAAGAGCGUUGUCGAGGCGCGACGGCGCGAGCAGGAGGCGGACGGGGGGUCCGCGCAGGAGGGGGACUUGGAGGCUGUGGCGCAGUCGCGGGGCGAGAAGGCUGCUGUGGAGGAUCAGGAGAAGGGACAGAGUACGCGCGUCGAGGAGAGGACCGUGGAGCGCCAAUGAGUGCAAGUUUAUGUUUACUAAAAGGACAAGGCAAGGACUGUCCACCAUCUAGAAGAUAGAUUUGAUCAUGCAUUUACGAGGAUACGCCUGCAUUUACGAUAUCCGGACGAGAUACUACGAUACCAUAUUAAUACACUCUUGCCUUCGA
Molecule: messenger RNA, 1666 nt
Organism: Coniophora puteana RWD-64-598 SS2
Lineage: Eukaryota; Fungi; Basidiomycota; Agaricomycetes; Boletales; Coniophoraceae
Exons: 7
Coding region: 1-1518 (505 amino acids)
Biological process (GO): transmembrane transport
Molecular function (GO): transmembrane transporter activity
Source: RefSeq, a predicted model, not a curated record